Aphanomyces astaci is the source of this 1071-nucleotide messenger RNA. RefSeq lists its product as hypothetical. Gene Ontology annotation, molecular function: DNA-binding transcription factor activity; sequence-specific DNA binding. Bases 70 to 1005 code for a protein of 311 amino acids. The transcript has a single exon. Gene Ontology annotation, biological process: regulation of DNA-templated transcription. The record is from RefSeq and is a predicted model, not a curated record. NCBI's taxonomy places the organism in Eukaryota, Oomycota, Saprolegniomycetes, Saprolegniales, Verrucalvaceae.
CUCUUGCUGGACAGCCCCCACGUAGCUGCAUUCAAAGCUGCGAGUGCAGUCACGUAGAGCCAUCCUAGUAUGACGUCGUCACCGGUAGCAUCUGUGUUCCCCCAACAGCAGCAGCAGCAGCUUCCCAACAACUACCACGUCCCGGGCACACCAACGGAUACUUUACUGGCACGACACCUGCAACAACAUCAUGGGCAGCAGCAGCGCCACCAUCAUCUUCAUCUCCAGCACAUGACCAACAACAACCAAGAGCGGCAGCAUGGUACUAGUACCCCAGACGAAAGCGACGAGUCGUGUUCGUCGUCGUCGCCGUACAAACAAGUCAAGCAUCGCAAGGUCGGGGUGCCCAAGUUCUUGCGGUAUCUGUUUCAGAUCCUCGACAACGAAGAUCCGCACAUUAUUGCGUGGUCAGCGGACGGCACGUCGAUCCAGAUCUUGGACAUGGUGAGCAUCGCCCAUACGAUUCUGCCCAAGUACUUUAAGCACUCCAACUAUGCGAGUUUCCAGCGCCAGCUCAACUACUUUGGGUUUCGCAAGUGGACCAAGUCCCAAACGACCAUUUGCACGUUCUCGCACCCCGAGUUCCUUCGCCACCGUCCCGAUCGCAUGGCCCGCAUCAAGCGAAAGAACCGACCUGAUCGCAUGGGCACAACCCGACACAAGCCCCCCCUCGCCGCCACCGCAUCUUCUUCAACUUCGCCGUUUCCGACCACGUCUUGGGCGGACGCGGCCAUGGACCCCCCCGCCGCCAUCCCGCGCCAUGGGUCGUACGUCGAUCUCAAAGGCAUGCUGCCCCAAGGACGAGGGGUGGGUGGGUUUGAUGGCCCCUUCCAAGACAUCCCGCCCCUCCACUCAGCCGGAACCAUGACCCACUUGAUGGAGCAAGUCCAUUUCAUCACCCCCCUCCACCAGUAUCAUCGCCCGUACGACCACACUCGACCGCACAUCCAAGUGCCGCCGCCCGCCGACGCCGCGCCCAUGUGGUACUAUUACAACCCCACCUAGUUCAUUCGUUCGUUUGUUAGCUGUGUCGUGUGCUUCCUAUUUUAACAUGCAACCCACUGUGUCACA